This is a messenger RNA of Psylliodes chrysocephalus, 1949 nucleotides long. NCBI's taxonomy places the organism in Eukaryota, Metazoa, Arthropoda, Insecta, Coleoptera, Chrysomelidae. The record is from the annotation of a GenBank genome assembly.
GCAAAACACCACUGAGUUCGCAGACGACGUCACUCGAGGUUCGUUCACUAUGCCCCGGACACUCAUUUUGUUCCAAAAUCGCUUCCAUCAAAGCGAUCGCUUUUAGUUCAAACCCGCCCUAUGAAGACUUAACACUGUUUUUCGUCGUCUCCUCAUAACUUUAAAUACAAGUGAAAAUAUUUGUGAUAUUUAGUUUUAGUGUGCCAAAAUAGAAAUGGAUGACGACCAGCAAUUUUGUUUACGGUGGAACAACCAUCAAUCGACAUUGGUAGCCGUUUUUGACACAUUAUUAGAGAACGGAACAUUAGUAGACUGUACUUUGGCAGCAGAAGGGAAAUUCCUCAACGCACACAAAGUGGUUUUAUCUGCGUGUAGUCCAUACUUUGAGGCGUUGCUGUCAAAGCAUUUUGACAAGCACCCAAUCCUCAUUUUAAAGGAUGUGAAAUUCCAAGAACUGAAAGCGAUGAUGGACUACAUGUACAGGGGGGAAGUGAACAUAUCUCAAGAUCAAUUAGGGGCUCUAUUAAAAGCGGCAGAAUCUUUACAAAUAAAAGGUUUAUCAGACAAUAGGAAAGGGGAGACAGAAAGAAAACCGGCGCCGGCUCCCCCGCCCCCGAAAAGUCCCCAACCCGCGUCAACCUUACCGAAAGUGCAAGGUUUAACAAUAGAGCAAAGAGCUCGGGACGAUUCGCGGGAGGGCAGCAUUUCGCCGGGUCCUCGUAAAAAGAAAAGGUUGAGGAGGAAAAGCGAGGAAUUAGAUAACCAUGACGCCUCUAAUUCUUCCGAAUCUCACAGCCUACCCGCCCAAAACAUUCCUACGUUACCUGCCGUUACGAAAAUGAACGCCGAUGUGCCUGAACAAGUAGAAACCAAAUCCGAGAUACUCACGAGGCAUAAACAGACAGACGAAAUGCCGCAAGUUCCUAUUAUUAAAGAAAAGAUCGAAACACACACAGAACUGAUGUUGGAACCAAAGUCUGAAUAUGUAGAUGAAAUGAACGAGGACAGUAUCGAGGAUUUGACGUUAGACGAUGAUGAUUUAAGUAAUAUGGAACAAAUGGACGAUGGGGCAGGACCUAGUCAUGGGAAUACGGGAGAAGGAUCGAGUCAAGGAUUUGGAGGAUGGCAUAUGGGUAACCAAAGUCAAGAUGAAGUGUUUCUGGCCGCACAAGAGGCCGUAGGUGCACAUCGAGACUCACAAGGUGGACCGACCAUCGAAAUAGGAAUGAAGUUUCCAACGUUUCGAAAACUGAAAACAUUUUUGGACAACCAUUGCACGAAACACAACAUAAAACUAUAUACAAUACGAUAUAGAAAAAUCAUUUCCUCUAAUCUUAGUAGAAAAAUUAACCGAAAACUAGUUUAUUUUGAAAUUCAGUAUGGCUGUAAACAUGGAGGAAGGCCGAUAAAGAAGAAGAAAAAACUUUCCAAAAAUGUUGGGUUAAAUCCUGAUCCAUGCCAGUAUUACAUUACGUUUAGAGCUGAUUCAGACGGCCAAAAUCUGGAACUGAAAGAUAUGUGCCUUGACCACAACCACGAAAUUACGUCUGAAGCUAUUUUGGUUGAUUUAGACGGUGAUUGCAAUGAUGAAAAUUUCGUUUUAACAGAUUUCAUUAAAUUUGAAGUUAAAAAUGAAGAUCUUUCUUCAUAAGGAUUGUUCAAACUCCGCAAAUAUGGGCCUUAAAAUUGCUUGUAUAAUUGGUAUUAGGUUAAUAGAUGAUUUUUAGUUUUUAAUUGGUUUUAUUUUUAACCGACUUCAAAAAAGGAGGAGGUUCUCAAUUUGUCGCAAUAUUUUUUUUAUGUAUAUUCAGCGAUAAUUCUUUAACAUGGUGUCCGAUUUCAAUGAUUCUUUUUUUGUUAGAAAGGGGGUACUUCAGAGGUGGUCCCAUAUAAAUUUGGUUAAGAUGUGGUGAUGGCAUCUGCACGUUUUUGAAGUCGGUUUUUUUUAA